UCCCCAGCGCCGUUCGUUUUUCCGGGGCGCCGCGAGUGGCGAGCGGACUUGCGCGGCUUCUGCAUUGCGCUGCAGAGUGGUCACGGGAGCGGCGCCACAAGCACCAUCGGCACCAUGUCUGAGAGUUCGGGCGUCCGGAAGCUGGCUCGGGAAGCCGCCAUCCAGAUCGUGUCGGGAGGAUCGGCGGGCUUCGUCGAGAUCUGCAUGAUGCACCCGCUGGACGUGGUCAAGACCCGCUUUCAGGUCCAACACAAUCAGCUGCUCGCCGCUGCCGGGGAGCACCGCUACACCUCGAUCGCCGACUGCUUCCGUCACAUGGUCCGUUCCGAAGGAUUCCUGGCCAUCUACAAGGGAAUCCUACCGCCCAUCCUGGCCGAGACUCCCAAGCGAGCCGUCAAGUUCUUCACGUUCGAACAGUACAAGAAACUGUUCGCGUUCGGCGGUCCCCAGACGGCUGUGAGCCUGUCUCUGGCCGGACUGUUCGCGGGUCUCACCGAAGCUGUUUUUGUGAAUCCGUUCGAAGUGGUGAAAGUGCGACUGCAGACCGAUAAGCAGGUCGUCACGAGGCAGCCGAGCACGUUCGCCGUGGCCAGGAGCAUCUACCGCGAGGCAGGUUUCGGGCUUCGUGGCCUGAACCUCGGACUCACUUCGACCAUGAGUCGCAACGGACUGUUCAACAUGUUCUACUUCGGCUUUUACUUCUCGGUCAAGGACAAGCUGCCAAAGACGGACAGCGAGGCAGUCACCUUCGCCAUGCGGCUGGCCACGGGAUUCGUGGCGGGCACGGGUGCUUCCAUGAUGAACAUACCGUUCGACGUGGCCAAGAGCCGCAUCCAGGGUCCGCAGCCGGGGCCACCGGGCACGAUCAAGUACAGGACUUGCCUGCAGAGCGUGCGCACUGUGUACGUGGAGGAAGGUUUCUUCGCGCUCUACAAGGGACUCGUACCCAAGGUCCUUCGGCUUGGUCCCGGAGGCGCAGUCAUGUUGGUCGUCUAUGAGCACAUGCAUGAAUUCCUCAAGAAAAAGUUUCCUGGCUGAUUGUGUCACAUGCACAGUCUAGAGCCGCAAGAAAUAGCGCGA
This is a messenger RNA of Rhipicephalus sanguineus (brown dog tick), 1080 nucleotides long. Its product is annotated as mitochondrial 2-oxodicarboxylate carrier. Gene Ontology annotation, biological process: transmembrane transport. The transcript has 2 exons. The record is from RefSeq and is a predicted model, not a curated record. The coding region runs from base 115 to 1038 and encodes 307 amino acids. Lineage: Eukaryota; Metazoa; Arthropoda; Arachnida; Ixodida; Ixodidae.